GACUGAUCGCUGCUCGCGCCUUGGAUUGAAAACUGAAGCAAAUAAUCAUUUGGAUGUGCGAAAGUAGCUGGCCACUAAUCUGCUGUCUGGUUAAAGACAAAAGACACACUGACUAACAUAAAUAUAAAUAAUCACAAUGUCUACUGAUGCCUGGGCCUUGGCGGUGGAUGAACAAGAAGCUGCUGCACAAUCGAUUGGUCGUCUGAAAAUAACUGCAACAGAAGGAGUACCUAAACCUGAAGAAAAUGGAGCCAUAAGGCCAGCAGAGGAUGUUGAUAAGGUAGAAGAGGAGGACAAAGAGGACAGAGCAGCUCAGUCGCUGUUGAACAAACUGAUACACACUAACUUAGUGAAUACAACCAGUCGGGUUGAAGUUCUACAGAGGGACCCAAACUCACCACUGUACUCUGUCAAAUCUUUUGAGGAACUGAGACUAAAGCCACAGCUUCUUCAUGGUGUGUAUGCCAUGGGUUUCAACCGACCCUCCAAAAUCCAGGAGAAUGCCUUGCCCAUGAUGCUUGCAGAACCCCCACAGAACCUGAUUGCCCAAUCACAGUCUGGCACUGGAAAAACAGCCGCCUUCAUCUUGGCUAUGCUCAGCCAUGUAGACCCGGCCCAGAACUGGCCACAGUGUUUGUGUGUGUCCCCCACCUUUGAGCUGGUUUUGCAGACUGGGAAGGUCAUUGAGCAGAUGGGGAACUUCUACCCGGAGAUCACACUGGCAUAUGCCAUCCGAGGCAACAAACUGGAGAGGGGGGUGAAGGUGCAGGAUCAGAUCAUCAUCGGCACCCCCGGGACAGUGCUGGACUGGUGCUCCAAGCUGAAGUUUUUCGACCCCAGGAAGGUCCGUGUGUUUGUGCUGGACGAGGCUGAUGUCAUGAUCGCCACGCAGGGCCACCAGGACCACAGCGUCCGCAUCCAGCGAAUGCUGCCCAAGCAGUGCCAGAUGCUUCUGUUUUCGGCGACGUUUGAGGAAACAGUGUGGCGCUUUGCUCAGAGGAUCGUCCCUGACCCCAACGUCAUCAAGCUGAAACGGGAGGAGGAAACCCUGGACACCAUCAAGCAGUACUACGUGCUCUGCCGCAACAAGGAGGAGAAGUUCACCUCCCUCUGCAACAUCUACGGGGCCAUCACCAUCGCCCAAGCCAUGAUCUUCUGCCACACGCGGAAAACAGCAGGCUGGCUGGCGGGGGAACUGUCCAGGGAUGGCCACCAGGUGGCGCAGCUGAGCGGAGAGAUGGCGGUGGAGCAGAGAGCUGCCGUUAUUGACCGCUUCAGAGACGGCAAGGAGAAAGUGCUGGUGACCACCAACGUCUGUGCCAGAGGAAUCGACGUUGAGCAGGUAUCCGUGGUGAUCAACUUUGACUUGCCCGUGGACAAAGACGGAAACGCGGAUAAGGAGACCUACCUGCAUAGGAUUGGGCGUACGGGUCGGUUUGGCAAGAGAGGGCUGGCUGUCAACAUGGUGGACAGUGAAUUCAGCAUGAACAUCCUUAACCGAAUCCAAGAGCAUUUCAAUAAGAAGAUUGUAAGGCUGGACACCGAUGACCUGGAUGAAAUUGAGAAAAUUGGAAAUUGAUGUGCCAGAAUUUCAGAAUGCAGCUCACCCUUGAACCCACCUCUGACACACUAUUUCUGAGGUCAUUUUAUUUCGGAAAGCAUGUUGAGACGUAGGAAAUGUGUAUACCGGGUCAAAAAGCAGUCUUGGCUUAUGUGUGCAAUGACGGCAAAAAUCUUGAAUUUCACAUAGAGCCCAGCACAUUUGGCAACUACAGUUUAGAAUGUAGAAGUUAUUGAUUACUGAGCGUGUUUGAUGGAACCACAGUUUAGAAUGUAGAGGUUAUUGAUUACUGAGCGUGUUUGAUGGAACCACAGUUUAGAAUGUAGAGGUUAUGGACUACUGAGCGUGUUUGAUGGAACCACAGUUUAGAAUGUAGAGGUUAUUGAUUACUGAGCGUGUUUGAUGGAACCACAGUUUAGAAUGUAGAGGUUAUUGAUUACUGAGCGUGUUUGAUGGAACCACAGUUUAGAAUGUAGAGGUUAUUGAUUACUGAACGUGUUUGAUCGAACCACAGUUUAGAAUGUAUAAGUUACUGAUUACACAGUUGCACCACUCAGUUGCUUGUACAAGAAAUUAAAUUUGUUUUCAAAGACACUACGGGCACCAUUUUGUGGUGCUAUAUCUGGGGACACCAGCUCAGUUCUUUGUGGAACAGUUGGAUUGAUUGGGCUGCCUACAGUAUUUGGGCAUGUCUGAAAAGCCUGUCCUGGUUUAUUAAGCAGUUGCCAUUUUAAGUUUUGUUUUUCGGUCAUGCUGCCAUUGCUUGUUGUUGCCAGAAGCUGAACGAAUGCAAAGUCUUUAAAAGUCACGGCGUGAGAUAUUUUGAAAAACAACUGGUGUUUAGUUUAUUUUAUGAGUUUUAAUUAAAUGACCACUGCAUUACCAAAUAUAACAAGCCUGACUAUGUUCUGCAGUCUUUUGGUUGGUGAAAGAUAUUUGUAUGGAACAUUGGUCAGUGUCUUGGCACAAUCGGUUUGAUGCAAUGGACGAGUGAAAAUAAUUCCUCGUAAUAGUUUUUGCAUUUACUAGCUUUCAGACUAAUGAUAUGAGGAAAUUUCAUUUGUUUUAUUUUAUUUCGGUUUUGGUCAGCAUAAGGUAAAUGUAUUCACUGUCGUUUCCAAAAUGGUCCUCUUGGCUGGGCAGGCCUGGGUUUAAAGCUCUAAACUGAAUUUGAAACGUUCACGUCAA
Messenger RNA from Conger conger (European conger), 2749 nucleotides. RefSeq names its product ATP-dependent RNA helicase DDX19A-like. The record is from RefSeq and is a predicted model, not a curated record. Gene Ontology annotation, cellular component: nucleus; cytoplasmic stress granule. The transcript is spliced from 12 exons. Gene Ontology annotation, molecular function: ATP binding; RNA helicase activity; RNA binding. Gene Ontology annotation, biological process: poly(A)+ mRNA export from nucleus. Bases 137 to 1579 code for a protein of 480 amino acids. Lineage: Eukaryota; Metazoa; Chordata; Actinopteri; Anguilliformes; Congridae.